Lathyrus oleraceus (garden pea) is the source of this 1104-nucleotide messenger RNA. RefSeq lists its product as uncharacterized. The transcript has 3 exons. Lineage: Eukaryota; Viridiplantae; Streptophyta; Magnoliopsida; Fabales; Fabaceae. Bases 1 to 1104 code for a protein of 367 amino acids. The record is from RefSeq and is a predicted model, not a curated record.
AUGGAACUUGGAAGGAGGAAUACCAAGAAAUACACUUUCAAAUGUCCUGACUUAAUAGAGUUGAAGAAGCUAGGUUCUAUGAUAGUUAGUCCAGAGGAUUUCAGAGCUCAGUAUGGAAGACUUAUGGGUAUCUUAAAGACCAAGGUUGAAGAUGGAGUUUUCAACACACUGUUUGGUUUGCCAGUCUCUAACAAAUUACCAUUCAGUGGUUCAGAGAAGACCCCUACAUUAGCAACUAUUAUAGAAUCACUUCACCUAGAAGCGUCUGUUGUGAAGGACAACUUCACUAAAAAGGGAGGGAGUCUAUGUCUAACCUCUAGAUUCCUGUUGGAGAAAGCCUUUAUCUUUGCAAAAGCAAAUAGUAGAGAUGCCUUUGAAGCCAUUUUUGCUCUACUCAUUUAUGGAAUUGUACUCUUCCCAAACGUUGAUGACUUUGUGGAUGUUAAUGUUGUACGAAUCUUCUUAAUUGGUAACCCAGUACCCAUAUUACUUGGAGAUACCUACCAUUUUAUCCAUCACAGGACUAAGAAAGGUGGUGGAACCAUUCUUUGUUAUGCACCUCUCCUAUAUAAGUGGUUUAUUUCUCACUUGCCCAGAUCCAGGCUCUUCAGGGAGAAUCUGCAGAAGCUCAGAUGGUCUCAGAGGUUCAUGUCCAUUGAUCAAGGGAGUAUACAUUGGUAUGACCCCUCCUAUGAUAUUGGAGUAAUUAUUGACAGUUGUGGUUUCUUUUACCUCAACGACGAAGAGAGUUCCGGUUUGAAGGAUAGAAUCAUACAUGUUUGGCGUAACAUUCACAGAAAAGGAAAAGACCGAUUAGGAAGAAAGAAUUGUGUUGCUUUUGAGCCCUACACCCAAUGGGUUUUUGCUAGAGCUAGUGAGCUUAAUAUGCCAUAUGCUCUUGAGAAGCCCUCAUUUCCUUAUGUUAUAACAUCAUCAUCCACCAUUCCUAUUGAGAAUAGGGAAGAGUUUCAAGAAAUUUUGGAUAGGUUGAAAUUGGAAAGAGACACUUGGGAAGGCAAGUACGAUGUUUUGAAUGAUAAGAAAAUGAAGAUGGAGCAGCAGCUAAAGGAGAAGAAUGAUUUGAUUGAGAUUUUGGAACAAUAA